This is a messenger RNA of Trachymyrmex cornetzi, 2641 nucleotides long. RefSeq lists its product as uncharacterized. The transcript has 7 exons. NCBI's taxonomy places the organism in Eukaryota, Metazoa, Arthropoda, Insecta, Hymenoptera, Formicidae. The coding region runs from base 803 to 2047 and encodes 414 amino acids. The record is from RefSeq and is a predicted model, not a curated record.
AAUAGUGAAAGUUAGAUACGCACAUGCUUUCCGAAGCAAAAUUAUCAUAUGAGAAUAUAUUAUAUUUGGAAUAAGAGAUAACGAGAGUUGAAAUUUGAGUCUGCAAGCGAGAUUCAUAAUAUAUUUCGAUAAGUACAUAUAAUGAAUGAAAAACACGCGAAACGGAGAUUAAGUGCGAAAGAGAGCAAAAAAUAUGGAAAGGAAUGGAAUAAACAAAUUGGCCGUGCAAAAGAAGAUGAACGGCCAGGAUACAACCCCCACGAUACGAAAGAAGGCGAUCUGACGGUGACGGCGAUCACUCGUCGAACGUUGAGUCUUUCAGUUUCUUUUGGACCGCCGCGCCACGAGCGCGGACAGCGGAUGCAAUUCACGGCACGAUGCGCGUGUGAAAGUUCGCACAUCCGCGUGUACAUCCUCUACGGAUACGAAGAUGAGAAGCAGAAGGAGAUGCGAGAGAGAGAAUAAGUAAAAGGACAGAAAGGGUGCACGGUGUUAAUAUACGUAAACAUUGGCGAACGUGCCGUGCUGAUGUGAAAGUGGUUGGCUACUGCCUGGCUUGCCGACGGCCGUCUGGCUGCUGAUGAUGGAAUGUACAACGGUCGAGCGCUGCAAUGUGCACACUGAUCUGACUGAUCCACACGUCUCCUAGGAAUCCACGUGGUCCAUCGACGACAAAAGCGCAGCUGAUGAUUGAGCAUGCGGCGAUGGUUCCAGCAGCUGGCCUUGGACGAGCUUGCGUCCGAUCUCUGCGGUAGCGUCAGGUAGCGUUCAAAGUCCGAAUGCCACCGAGUGCCGUCGGGGGAUGCGUCCGAGUGCCGGCGUAGCGAGGCGAGCGGCGAUCCCGCGCGAUCCUGGAGACCCUGGAGACCCUGGAGACUCUGGAGUCAGGAGUCGGAUCGAUCCCGAAGGUGCAGAAGUCGAUAUUAGACGUGUUUAUGCCGCGUCAUCUACGAUCGAACCUACGUACGACAUCGAAUGGAUAAGAUCGGACUUGGCAGAUAUAGAAAUUUCUAAAUUCGUGAGCGGCAUCGCAGGUAGCAAAUCAACGACGUCGCGCAAUAAUCCACGAAGAUGUUACAGAACGUCGACGAGCUCCGGUUAUUCGAGCCAUUCGCCGCCGUUAUCAGCUGGCUCGUACUCCUAUUACGCGUCAGCGUCAACGAGAGAUCCAUCGUACGGUAGCCUAGCGGUGAUUCACGAGAGCGAAGCGAUACCGCGGCCCAUUUGGCCUUCCGUCAUCUAUCAUCAUGCCGAGGAUCACAAUGCAGGCGGUUAUGAAGGUAUUUAUACGUGCCGCGUAUGCGGUUGCAUGUAUAAGUAUUCGCAGCCGCAGCUGACAUCAUCACCAUCAAGAGCUCGUGAGGUGCUGCUCGAAUUAUCCCGAACUCUCAAUUCUGUGAUAGAUGGCAACGUCACGGCGGCACCGGAAGAUAUCUUGCACGAUAUAUCGCGCAUUGUUUCCCUAGAGAUUGGCACGAGGAACGACAACGUGUACGAAUACAUUUGCCCAUCCUGGGCGUUUAGUAAUAAGAAUCCAAUGGUGUCGCCGAGCUGCGUGAAGAGCGUACCGUCGAAAGUGAAUCCAAUCAACUCAAAACUUUGUGUAAGCCCUCGUUGCCUCUACGAAUACAACUCGGCGAGAUCCGCGCCGUCGCUUAAGAACGACAGAACAAUGAGAUGUGAAGGCGACAACGAAAUGAGAAACAACUCCAGUCUCGCGAGAAAGAAAUCUUGCGCAACAGAGUCCAAGUAUUCGCAGCUAGUAUGCAGCGACGUCGGGUCGUCUAUAACCGAAGGAACAAUUGCCUCGUUGAGCGCGAAUAACUGGAACCAUCGCUUAGCUGUUGGAGGCUUGGGCGAGGAAUUUGAUUUCACGCUCGACGUAACGCAGGCUGAACGUUUAGGCCGGACGAUUGCGAGAGCGAAACGGAAGCGGCAAUGGUGCAGAGCCCUGACCACUCUCUUCGGUUUAGUUUUCUUCGUGUUGAGCGUCGUCAUCGUUUCGUUAUCUGUAACGAGGGGUCGUAAGGUGUUUGGAAGCAUGUAAGAGUCAAAAGGCAAGAGCUUAUGCGUGGUCCAAUUAGUAUUUAUUCGGCUUAUAAUGCUUUUCCUCGUGAAAUUAGUCGAAUUGAACAUUUUAAACAAACGCUUCGAUAUAGCUCUUACCACAAACAUUUUGCGAUACGAAUUCUCUCGUUCCAUUAUAUAUGGCUACUUUCAAUGCCUUACUUUAAAAUAUAUGUACAUAUAUAUAUUAUAUGUGUACAAUUAAACUUAGUGAAACACGAAGAAGAUCCUGCAAUCACGAUAUAUGGCUGUGACCAUGUUCUUUUGCAUGCGUAUAAUGUUAAAUAUCGUAUAGCGCAUCAUGAUCGUGUUAAAUAUGAAUAAAUUAGACUUCUCGCAGGGACAGGUGCGAAUAACGUUACCAGUUGAUUGACGUCGCGCAGAAACAAACGGGUAUAUCUAUGUAGAACAAGGACGACUUCGACUAAACAAUUCUAAUUAACAUAACCGGGCGAUUAAUUUAUAAUUAGCAGAAGUGCUCAAAGUGAAAAUGUAUUAAUUAGUUGUCUUUGAAUUGUAUAUGUUAAUUUUGGUUUGCUGGUUUGUUCAAAUUUACUGUAUAUGAUCAUAUCGU